UCUCUCUCUAAAGUUUUUCUUACCCAGAAAAAUCAAAAUUCGCGGAAAUUUUUUCGUCUUUCGAUUAAAACAAAAUUCCUUCGGCAUUCCUUCCGGUUUUGUCAUCCAAAUCAUUAAGAGCAAAAAAGGACGCUCUUUUAAAAAAGAAAAAUUUGGGGUUCACUGGAUUUUUUAAGGAGCGAGAGAAGUUAGGAACAGAUCUCUCUCUCUCUCACUUUCUCUUUCUGCUCAUUCGUGCCAAACGUUUCUUCUUCCUUAGAAAAGAAAAACAUGUGCAAUUCCGUCUCUUUCCUUGUUUGAUACGACGUGUAUGUGAUUUCCAGUCGUGGGUCAGAGAAGACGGAGGACUGCUCUCAACUUUCUAUCGAGAAAUUUCCAAAUUGGGGGGAUAGAUUAGGGUUCGUUAGCGAUUGGGGAAUUUGGAGUUGCUGAUUCUGGAUUGGAACACUAGAUACGUAUACGUGAUGAUGCUCUGAUUGGUUCUGAAAUUUUCACAGAAGAGAAUGAUAAUCAAACGGAAACUUAAAACCCAGAUACCGAGUUUAAAACGGUGCAAACUCAGCAACUCGGCGAGUGACUCCGGUGGUUCCCGGAAGAAGAGAAAGUCCAACUUGGGAGGUUACUACCCUCUGAACCUUCUCGGAGAAAUCGCCGCCGGGAUUGUUCCAGGCCGAGGACGAAACGGCUUCUCUGCUUCGUGGUGCACUCAAGUUCCGUCUUCUCCCGUUGUUAAGGUAGAGUCAGAGUCAAAGAGAAGAUCAGAUUCCGGCACCGCGAGGGAUUCUCCGGCGGCACCGCUGGUUCGGACAUCUAGAGGACGAAUUCAGGUGCUUCCUUCUCGAUUCAACGACUCGGUGCUCGAGAAUUGGAGGAAAGAUAGCAAAAAUGGCAGCGAACGCGAUUGCGAUUACGAGGAAGAAGUAGAAUGCAGGAACGAGAAAGUUAGCUCUCGGGGUCUUAAAGCUAGUAAUUUGAAAAGCAAGGGACUUGAUAGGAGCCGCAAGUAUAGCGCAUUGUAUAAAGAAUCAACGUUUCACGAGCGAUAUGUUGAGGCUCGAGCUCGUGUUGACAGAAGCAGGGAAGAAGAGAAGCUCCCGAAGCCGAAGAAAGAAGGUUAUUAUGGGCCAGAGAGCUUUUAUUCAGGUGAUUUGGUUUGGGCUAAAUCUGGGAGAAAUGAGCCGUUUUGGCCGGCCAUUGUUAUCGAUCCGAUGACGCAAGCACCCGAGCUUGUUUUGCGUUCUUGUAUACCCGAUGCAGCUUGCGUUGUGUUCUUUGGUCACUCUGGGAACGAGAAUGAAAGGGAUUAUGCAUGGGUGAGGAGAGGGAUGAUCUUCCCUUUUGUGGAUUAUGUUGCCAGGUUCCAGGAACAGUCUGAGCUGCAAGGAUGCAACCCUGGGGGUUUUCAGAAGGCACUGGAGGAAGCCUUUUUGGCAGAUCAGGGAUUCACGGAGAAGUUGAUGAAUGAUAUUCACAUGGCUGCUGGUAACCCGACUUUUGACGAUUCUUUCUACAGAUGGAUUCAAGAAACGGCGAGCUUAAAUCAAGAUCUCAGUAUCAGUGCUCCAAGUCAGGAGUUAAAGAAAUACAGAAAUCUACUUGCCUGUGUAGGAUGUGGAACGGUCCUUUCUUUUGAGAUGGCAAAUAAAAUGAAAGCUCUGACUCCUGGAGAUCAACUAUUGUGUAAACCUUGUUCAAGGUUGACAAAAUCAAAACAUAUUUGUGGUAUAUGCAAGAAGAUAAGGAAUCAAUUGGACAGUCAAACCCUGGUGCGCUGUGAUGGUUGUAAAGUCUGGGUACACGCAGAGUGCGACCAAAUAUCAGAUAAGGAUUUGAAGGUUUUGAGGGGAACAGAUUACUACUGUCCUACUUGCAGAGCUAAAUUUAACUUUGAGCUAUCAGAUUCGGAAAAACAAGACUCAAAGUCAAAACCUGGCAAAGGCGAUGGUCAGAUGGUUCUUCCUGACAAAGUUAUUGUUGUAUGCUGUGGAGUAGAAGGAAUAUAUUUCCCAAGUCUCCAUUUAGUCGUAUGUAAGUGUGGCUCCUGUGGACCUCAAAAGAAAGCACUUAGUGAGUGGGAAAGGCAUACUGGAUCAAAGGCAAAAAAUUGGAAGACCAGUGUGAAAGUCAAAAGCUCGAAGCUAGCACUAGAAGAAUGGAUGAUGAAGUUAGGAGAGUUACAUGCAAAUGCUGCAGCAGCUAAAGUUCCUAAACGACCUUCCAUAAAGCAGAGAAAACAGAAGUUGCUUGCUUUUUUGUCAGAGACGUUCGAGCCGGUCAAUGCGAAGUGGACAACAGAACGAUGUGCAGUUUGCAGAUGGGUUGAAGAUUGGGACUACAACAAGAUUAUUAUCUGCAACAGAUGCCAAAUAGCAGUGCAUCAGGAAUGCUAUGGCGCUAGACAUGUUCAUGAUUUCACCUCAUGGGUCUGUAAAGCAUGCGAGAAACCAGGUAUUAAGCGGGAUUGCUGCCUCUGCCCUGUAAAAGGAGGUGCAUUGAAGCCAACUGAUGUGGAAACAUUGUGGGUUCAUGUGACGUGUGCUUGGUUUCAGCCUGAAGUAAGUUUUGCAAGUGAUGAAAAAAUGGAACCAGCUGUUGGGAUUUUGAGUAUUCCAUCAAGUAAUUUUGUGAAGAUAUGUGUGAUAUGCAAACAAAUACAUGGCUCGUGCACUCAGUGUUGCAAGUGUUCUACGUAUUACCACGCCAUGUGUGCCUCCCGAGCUGGUUAUAGAAUGGAGUUGCAUUGCUUGGAGAAAAAUGGUCGGCAGAUAACAAAGAUGGUGUCCUACUGUGCUUAUCACAGGGCUCCAAACUCAGAUACUGUGUUAAUUAUACAAACUCCUUCGGGGGUUUUCUCUGCAAAAAGUCUUGCUCAAAACAAGAUGAAAGGCGGUUCCCGGCUUAUUUCAUCAAUCGGAGGAGACAAUGAAGAGUCGCCUGCAGAGGAUACCGUCACAUGUGAUCCGUUUUCUGCUGCUCGUUGUCGAGUAUUUAGAAGAAAGAUCAAUUGCAAGAAGAGGAGUGAGGAAGAAGCCAUCCCUCACCACACAAGGGGACCACACCAUCAUUCAUCAGCGGCAAUCCAGAUUCUAAAUACUUUCAGGCAUGUGCCGGAAGAACCCAAAUCGUUUUCAUCUUUCAGGGAACGACUUCACCACUUGCAGAGGACAGAAAUGGAUCGGGUCGGCUUUGGGAGAUCUGGAAUACAUGGAUGGGGUCUUUUCGCAAGAAGAAAUAUCCAAGAAGGAGAAAUGGUUCUUGAAUACAGAGGGGAACAGGUGAGAGGUAGCAUUGCAGACUUGAGAGAAGCACGGUAUCGCAGAGAAGGGAAGGAUUGCUAUCUGUUCAAGAUCAGUGAGGAAGUAGUGGUUGAUGCUACGGAUAAAGGGAAUAUAGCUCGGCUCAUCAAUCAUUCGUGUACGCCAAAUUGCUAUGCAAGGAUUAUGAGCGUAGGAGAUGAGGAAAGCAGGAUUGUCCUCAUCGCCAAGACCAAUGUAGCUGUGGGAGAGGAGUUAACGUAUGAUUACUUAUUUGAUCCCGAUGAGCCAGAGGAGUUCAAGGUGCCAUGUCUAUGUAAAGCCCUCAACUGCAGGAAAUUCAUGAAUUAGAUAGACAGACAACCUUAGGAUAGCUGCUUGUUUAUCUCACACGCUACAACACGAAGAAGAAGAAGAAAAAGCCAAGUCAAGUUUUUUUUGUUUAUAUAGUUUUUGCUCCAGAAACGACAGAUUUAUAAGUAGAGAGAGCUAAGUGAUCCAGAUGUCAAAAAAAAAAAAAAGGAUAACUAAGUGAUCUAACUCUUUAUCUAUUCCGCCUCUCUGUAUAGACAGACAACUCAUUCGU
Eutrema salsugineum is the source of this 3840-nucleotide messenger RNA. RefSeq names its product histone-lysine N-methyltransferase ATX4. NCBI's taxonomy places the organism in Eukaryota, Viridiplantae, Streptophyta, Magnoliopsida, Brassicales, Brassicaceae. The transcript has 23 exons. The coding region runs from base 504 to 3605 and encodes 1033 amino acids. The record is from RefSeq and is a predicted model, not a curated record. Gene Ontology annotation, molecular function: protein binding. Gene Ontology annotation, biological process: regulation of transcription by RNA polymerase II.